Triticum turgidum subsp. durum (durum wheat) is the source of this 2232-nucleotide messenger RNA. The record is from the annotation of a GenBank genome assembly. Lineage: Eukaryota; Viridiplantae; Streptophyta; Magnoliopsida; Poales; Poaceae.
AUGGACGGAGACGGGUUCGAGGAGGCGGAGCUAGAUGCACUGGAACACGUCGUACGCCAUACAAGUGCAGAGCCAAUGAAGCUGUCGUUGCCGCUUCUCAAGCAGAUAACAAAUGAUUUCUCCGAUGAAUCUUUAAUUGGUGACGGUGGAUUUUCAAAGGUUUACCUGGGAGUGCUCCCAAGUGGGUUACGUAUUGCUGUCAAGAGGUUUAACAAUAAUCAUACGGAUGAAAGGAAUUUUCAAAAUGAAGUUUCUAUCACAAUGAUGGCCGUUCACAAGAACAUAGUGCGGCCCAUAGGCUAUUGUGCUGACACGCAAUGUCAAGCCAUGAAAUACAACGGAAAACUUGUUUUGGGAGAGGUCCGCGAAAGGUUGAUCUGUCUGGAGUAUGUGUCGAAUGGAACCCUUGAAGGACAUAUCGGUAAGUAUGGUGAAGUUGACUGGAACCAGCGUUAUCAAAUUCUAAAAGGAAUUUGUCAGGGUUUGCGUUAUCUUCAUGACGAAGUGCACGUUUUUCAUGGAGAUAUCAAACCAAGCAAUAUAUUAAUAGGGGAUAAUCUUGUGCCAAAAAUUUAUGACUUCGGUUUGUCCCGGUCCUUUGAAGGACAAACUUCAUGCAUUGCCGAAAACAUUCGCGGAACUCUAGGAUAUAUUGCACCCGAGACAUUUGAUGGUAUAUUGUCAUUUAAGGCUGACAUAUACAGUUUGGGAGUUGUGGUCACGGAGUUAUUGACCGGGAGCAGAGGGUACGCGGACAUUGAUGAUGAACUUGCAGAGUGGAAAAAUAGGUUGGUAAAAGAAGGAGGAUUUUCAUCAUGGGAAAACCAUUGCCACAAAGUUCUAACUUGCCUGGAAAUUAGCAAUGACUGCAAGGAUUUUAACCCAGAUAAAAGACCUACUAUUUUGGAGAUUAUCCAGCGGCUUGAUAAAGCUGAAAAUUCAAAUGGUCCACUUGUCCUAGACUGUUCUGCAGCGUCACUUUCGCAGUCAAGAGACGAGGAAUCCGAAUCAUCGGACACAGAAGCUUUUGAGACAGAGACAACAACCGAGUUUUUUCCAAGUGACGAGGAACCCGCUUCGACAGACACGACCGGAGAAACAAGCACAAUGGAGCCUGAUAAACCAGACCUAGUAAGUAAGUUGCCGGCGUUGGUGGAUCUGUCUGACCUAAAAGUCCUGGAGAAAAUCACAGAUGAAUUUUCACAUGAACGAAUAGUUGGGAAGGACGGUACGUUCAAAGGUUCACAUAAGGCAUUUGUUUAUAAGGGUGAUGUUCCACGUAGAGAAAUGGUAGCUGUGAAGAGGUUAAUCGGAGUGGAGAUUCCAGUUGAAAAGUUUAAAAGGGAAGCAGAACAAUUCAUUAGUCUGGAUCAUAAGAAUAUAGUAAAGGUCGCCGGCUACUGCCACGACCAAUCUAGAGGACAUAGACUGGUACAGUUCAAAGGAAUACCGCUACCACAACUGUUUAAUGGUGCCGAACAACUGCUCUGCUAUGAAUAUAUGCACAACGGAAGCCUUCGCAACUAUCUUAUUGGUCAAGGAUCUCGUGAAAUUGAUUGGAAAAUGCCCUACAAACUGAUCAAAGGGACUUGCGCAGGCUUACAUUACCUCCACAAGGGUCGUGCAAAUUGUCCAAUUGUUCAUUUGAAUUUAAGCCCGUCAAAUGUACUGCUGGAUGAGAACUACAUACCACACAUCACAGGUUUUGAUUUUUCAAAACUCAUUGGUGAAAAGAACACCAAAUCCGUGGUACUUAAGCUGAAUGGACCCAUAGCUUACCUGCCACCAGAUUUCUUCCACUCUAAGGGUACUAACCUCGAAUAUCUAGCUACGGUAGAUAUAUACAGCUUGGGCCUUAUGAUUCUAGAGAUCACAACACAGCAAGAGAUCAAAGGAAACCACGGAGUGCUUAUUAAGAGUAUAGAGGAAAACUGGAGGGAAGAGUCACAAAUAGCACAACAGUAUACCUCACUAGAAGCUGACGAACUGCGGCAAGUAAAAAUGUGCAUUGAUAUUGGCCUUGAGUGUGUCAAGACAAAACCUGAAAAGAGACCUACAGCUGGGGCCAUCAUGCUCUGGCUUGACAAAGGGAGCAAACCGGCCCCAGAUCCAAGAGCAGGUGCAGGAGGAGUGCCAAGACCUCCAGUCCUUAUGAAUAUCACCCAUGCAGGUCGCAUCCAAGAAAAGGAGAAGGAGGGAUUCCUGAAACGACACUUCGGAUGGAAGAAGUAA